AUGACUUCCAUUUCUCAGCAAUCUCAACCCAAAAGCCAGGCAGUUUCUGCACCUGCGAUCAUCCAUAGUAGCUCUGCAAACAUUGGUGCAGGUUAUGUUCCCAAUGGAGAUGGAUCCAGAGGUGGAAUACAGUUCGGAUCCGUUAUGGACUCUCCCAUCCCAAGAGUAGUCUCGCCUGCCAACUCACCAUCUCCUAUCCCACAACCAACGGCAAGUGGUGGACGACCUCCUUCUGGAACGGCACAGCAAGGAAACAUGACCUUUGGUAGUUUGGGUAACGAUGGCGAUCGACACAUGCGACAAGCAGCCUCGCAAGGACCAUUAGCACCUAACAGUCAGGCAGGUGGUCACCUUCGUCGUGAAUCAUCGCAUUCGGCGCAAAGUGACAGCAAUCAAGCUCCAGGAGCAGGACGUGGCAGCUAUCAACAAGGUGGACGCGGUCGUGGACGUGGUGGCAUGCCUCCUUUCCAAACCCAAGGUCGGCCACAAUAUCAGAACUCCCCACACCAAGCUGCUCGAAGCCCAGCCCUUUCCAACUCGAUUCCUGGUACCCCUAACAUGAACCAAGCAAUGCCUAUGCAAAGCCCACAGCAGUUUAACGCUCAUGCUUACUACCAGCCGCCUCACAUGGGAGGUCCUCAAGUACAACAAGGAGCUUACCAACAACACUCGGUAAACCAAUGUCCUUCUUACUCCAGCGAUUCCUUCUCUUUUCAAUCUUUCAAUCGUGGUGGUAGAGGCAAGAGGUGGAUUGACAAGUCUUCAACCCAUCAUUACCGAAAGCCUUCAACAGAACCUUUCGGUCAGGACUUCACCCACAAUGAACAGGCAUUCCCGCAUGGUAGCAAUGGUCAAGGUAUUGCCAGAAAUAGAAAAGAAUCCAUGCAGUCGGAGCACCAGGAGCAUGGCUUUCCUGUUUCCAACCAACAGUCGAAAUUGCCAUCACCUCCCGCCAAGGAUUCAGUUAUCCCGAAGAAACCUGCAGAUCUAAAUUCUACGAACCCAAGCCUCCCUCCUCUCCCUUCUGCUACUCCCCAUUUCAACGUUUCUCCUGAUGUUUCCAAUAUUGACUUUUCGCCAGCUUCUGGCAACUUUGAUCAAUUUCUAACUAUGAAACAGAAUUACAAUGCCUACGCUCAACCUUAUCCCGGUAUGAUGCCAAUGGGUGCUCCUCCAUCUUUUCAGUAUCCUCAAGCGAGUUACAUGCAUCCCGUUCCCCCACAAUCACCGCAACCAGGUUACCAGCAGCCAAGCUACAUUCCCGGUCAAUAUGCACCACAAGCACAACCGAUGUCUCGCAAUUCAUCCCAGAUGUCUGAACACCGACCAGCUUCGAGCAUGGGUCAGGCACAAGCUCCUUCGAUUACAUCCUCCACUUCACAUACACCUCAACCAAAAUCUGCAACUCAAACUUCUGCAUUCUCGAGACCAGCUCGCAAAAGUGCUGCUAUCGUCAUCAAGAGACCUGACGGCGACGUCUUGAAUGUUGACGCAAUCAAAGCACCUGCGUCCCCAGCUCCUAGUAACAGGACUAGAACGCCACCUGUCAUUGCUUCUUCUACACCAACGCCUCCACCAAAGUCCGCCACUCCCCAACACACUCGUACUGAUAGCUUAGCUACAAAGUCUGCCGAAGAAAUCCGUCAAGAGAUGCAAGAGAAAGUGAAGAAAAUGGCAGCAGGUGGUGACAAGAUUGACGAGGCCAAGAACGAGGAGGCUGCCAAGGCAGCGGAAGCCGCCGCCGCUGCUGAAGCCAAGUUGAAGGAGGAAGAAAAGAUCAAGGAGGAGGCGAAAGCCGCCGAGGAAGCUAAAGCCAAGGAAGAAGCAGAUGCUAAAGCUGCGGCCGAAAAGGCUCAGAAGGAAGCCGAUGAUGAACUUGAGCGACAAAUUGCCGAGAUGGAAGCCGCUGACGUCGAAAGAGAAAAGAAAGAACAGGAAAUGCUCACCAAGCGUAACGCCGAGAAAGCAAAGGCUGCUGCUGAGAAAGCUGAAGCUGAGAAGGCCGAUGCUGAAGAGAACGAUCGCAAACUCAAGGAGCAGGAGCGCGAAAUGGAACGUCUCGAAGAUGAGCGUGAGAAGAAGAGAGGAGAGGCCGAAGCAAAGGCUAAAGGAGGCGACUCUAAGAAGGAUGUCGCCAAUGAGGAGACCCCAGAUACCCUCGCCACAAAGCUUUCAAAGGCUACACUCGAAACCGACAGCGGUGCAUCAACUCCCACUUCUGAUGAAUCCAUGGGACCACCUCCUAAGUCAUUCGCAGCAGAGAAGCGAGGCAAACCUGCUGCGCUUAACCUUGCACCCCUCAAUACCAAGCCUGUUGAGCCACCUCAACCUAGUGCAGCCCUCCAGUCGCUCAAGUCUGCUCGUUUCUUGGCUGUCCUUGACUCUUCCAUCUAUCCAGCCAACAUCAGUUCACCAAACCCUGCUUUGAACUCUGCUGUCAACGCUAAAGGCAAGACCUUCAAAUACGACAAGGAGUUCUUGCUCCAAUUCCAAAAGGUAUUCACUGAGAAACCUUCCAUGGAAUUCGAAUCACAGAUCAAGGCUCUUAUCGGAGAUGGUGAUGGAGGCUCUGCCAGACCUGGUGGAUCACAAAGAACACCUGGUGGCAUGGGUCCUCGAGGAUCAAACCGUGGCGGUGGAAACGCUGUUGGUCAAUUCACCAUGGGUCAAUUUGGGGCUCAAGGUGGAAAGACUCUUCCACCUGGUACUACAAGUGCCGAGCGUUUCGCAAUGUCCCAAGGCAACAUGGCACGACCAGCAGUCAACCCUAUGGCUUCAUUCCAGCGUCCUGGUGGAGCGUUCCCCGGUGGAAAUUCUAUGCAACGAGCCAAUUCCACCAAUUCCUCCAUGCCACAUUCCCCACGUCAAGCAAGCAGAUCCACUCGCGGCGGCAGCAAGCGUGAAGGCGGCUACCAAGGUAGCAAUGCUAAGCAAGACGCUCAAUCAGCUGCAAAGAUGCCUCUCACCAGUGGCAUGGACAUCAAACCCAUCCAAGUUACCUCUACUGGUUGGAAACCACGCAGUAUCGGCCAAACCCAAUCAGCUACCGGUGCUGCUGGGCCCACUCCUGGUGCCGUUCCAGGCACUGGCCACAUGGAACCUGAUUUGGUUCAAAGAAAGGUCAAGGCAGCUUUGAACAAGAUGACCCCGGAGAAGUUCGACAAGAUUGCGGACCAAAUCUUGGCCAUUGCUGCGCAAUCCAGGGACGAAGCAGAUGGCCGCACGUUGCGACAGGUCAUCCAACUUACUUUUGAGAAGGCCACUGAUGAGGCUCACUGGGCUUCAAUGUAUGCCAAAUUCUGCAAGCGCAUGUUAGAGACCAUGAGCCCUGAAAUCAAGGAUGAGAGCAUUGUUGAUAAGAAUGGAAACAUUGUCUCCGGUGGUAAUCUUUUCAGAAAAUACUUGCUCAACAGAUGUCAAGAAGAAUUCGAGAGAGGUUGGAAGAUCGAUUUGCCAGAGAAGCCAGAGGGUGAACGCGAGGAUGCCAAGACUGAAGAAGCUGUUAUGCUUUCAGAUGAGUACUACAUUGCUGCAGCUGCUAAGAGACGUGGUCUCGGUCUCGUUCAGUUCAUUGGUGAACUGUACAAGCUUAGCAUGCUUACGGAGCGUAUCAUGCACGAGUGUGUUAAGAAACUUGUGGAUUACAAUGGUCUUCCUGACGAAGCUGAGAUUGAGUCACUGACCAAACUUCUUAAGACCAUUGGUCUCAACCUUGACAGUACCGAGAAGGGUAGACCAUUGAUGGAUGUUUACUUCACUCGCAUUACGAACAUGCUCGACACACCUGACUUGCCAAGUCGUCUGAGAUUUAUGCUUAUGGAUAUUGUUGACCUUCGUAGAAAGCGAUGGGCAUCAAAGGAAGCCAACAAGGGUCCCAAGACGCUCGAAGAAGUCAGAGCAGAGGCCGAGGCUGCUGCUGCACAAAAGGCUGCCGAGAACUCCAGGAGCCAAAGAGGUGGUGGUGGUAACCGCCUGCAAAUGGGUCGUGGUGAUGGAAGAAACUUUUCUGGUGGAUACAAUAACAACCAACCUCCUCCUGAUUACCAGAAGAAUACUGUCGCCAAUGAUGACCUUCGUCGUCUUACGAACAAAGGUGGUGCAAGCCGACAAACCAAUGCACAGAUGUCCUUUGGACCCACAUCUAUGUUCUCCUCGAGAAGCAACAGUGGGCGAAAGAUGGGUCCAGGAGGUUCCUUGAGCAGAACAGGUGAAGACUCGGGAGCUUCAUCGAGAACUGGCACACCCCCGCAAGACAAGGAUAGGAAAUCGGCUACUUCCGCAAAUGCAUUUAGUCUACUUGCAGGAUUGGGAUCUGGUGAGCCAGAGAAUCCAGCAUCCCCUCCUUCUACCCAUACUUCUCCAGUAUUGUCGAAAUCCACAGCAGCAUCCGACAAGAAGGAGGGUGACUCUUGA
Molecule: messenger RNA, 4413 nt
Organism: Sclerotinia borealis F-4128
Lineage: Eukaryota; Fungi; Ascomycota; Leotiomycetes; Helotiales; Sclerotiniaceae
Source: the annotation of a GenBank genome assembly